Molecule: messenger RNA, 903 nt
Organism: Opisthorchis viverrini
Lineage: Eukaryota; Metazoa; Platyhelminthes; Trematoda; Opisthorchiida; Opisthorchiidae
Exons: 1
Coding region: 1-903 (300 amino acids)
Source: RefSeq, a predicted model, not a curated record
AUGCACGAUGCGAUCCAGGUGCAACCUGACCACUGUUAUACCAUCCACCAUAAUUUCAAAGAACACCUGAAGUCGAACUACCAUAGGGAAAGAAAAUCGAACAUUAUCAAUGGCUUGCACUGUGUAUUAGAUUUUAAUCCCACUUUGCACAUGUCUUGGCAGCUUACUGAUAGCCCACACGAAAAGACAGAAGCUAGUGCACUCACAUGGAUCGAUCGCCGACUGAAUUCAAAUAUACACUGUCGUUCUGACUCGCACACACACGAGAUGGCGCAACAUGAAGGAGAACGGGGAAAAAUUGGAUCCACCAGUGGUGAUUCUGGAAAACUUCCCCCUAUACUGACAAACUGUGUGCUGAAAGAUCCACCCUUCGCCAGCUUGGCAGUUUUAUCCACGUUCGCAGAAUAUCAUAAGUGUCGUGACUGGACCACUCGGAGAGGAGCUUUAAAAUCGAUUAUCUUCUGCUAUACCGGAGCAGCUGGUAGGUUUUGUGGCACAAUAGGGGAAAAAACCUCACUGAAAAUGCUGAGGGAAUCCAAGUUCAUUGACUGGCUUAAAGCUAAGAAUGUUUCUCCUCUUGUGUUUGGUGGAGUUCACACUCAGAUAUUUCAUUCUGUCUCAAAUGAUCGCCGCCAAAUCACUGUGGACUUGUACAUCGACCAUUUUAUACCACGCUUAGCAAUCGCCUUGAGAAAAUACGCACAAAUACCAGAGCUGACCGCGAAAACGAUUGAAGAGAUUCUAGUCCUACCCGUAUUUUAUAGUACAUCGUCAGAAGUCAAUGUCGCCCCAUCGUCAGUAGUGAUUGACUUUGUCACCGUCAAUCGAGGUUUGUUUGCGGCUCAUGAUAUCAAGAACCGUGUGUGGGGUAAAAGGACAACGAAAUCCAAUCGUCGACAUUGA